UGCGCCGCUCAGACGAUCGCUCCGGGGGAAACGAACCGCGUCACGGCUUCUCCUGCGACGGACUCGACCGAAACAAGCCAAUCCGCGUUGGGAUCAUCCAAAUGAGCGAGGCAGCUCCUGCCCCCAUUGGCCAGCCCUCGAUCGCCGCCGACCAAUCAGAGGGAGCUGCGCAGGGUUCUCGCGCUGAGGCGGUUGGAAAAGGCCGUUUCCCUGGCGCCCUUCCCCCACCCGACUUCUCCUCCUGCCGCGCCGCCGACGACGGUUGGGCCGACUCGCGGCUCUUUGCCCGCCCUUUUCGGGUUUGGUUCUGCCGUUGGGGCCGGAGUUGAAUUACCAUGAGCGAGGGCGGUGAGGACUGGGCCCCGCCGUCCCCUAAGCAGCGGCGCUUAGACCCGGUUUGUCAACUGCAGAAGGAGACGGAGGCAGCCCAAGCGCUGGCCGAAAUGACGGCUUGGGGCGGCGGGAGCUUUGAAACCCCCAACCAGCAGGGGGCGCACGGAAGCUCCUCCGCCAAACCGAGGAGCCUGGAAACGGCCGGCCAACAGGGGGCGCGCGAAACCACCGGCCCCGCGGCCGGGGAGCGGAGCGCUUCGGCGGGGCAGAGUUUGGGGGCUCGGCACGGCCGGGCGAAGGGCGACGGGGAGGCGUCCUCCGACGAGGACCAAGGAAGCGCAGCGGGGGGCGUGGAGCCCGCCAAGGCGAAGCGGAGGAACGCGGAAGCCGCCGCCGUCGGGCCGAGCGACGACUACGAGGAUGGCCGGGAGGCCAAGAGGAAGAGGAAGGACGCCAAGGAGAGGCGCAGGGCGGCCGAGGUAGCAGCCGAAGCGGCGGAGGACGAGUGCUCCGUCAUUUCGGUGGGGGAGGAAGAGGAGGACGACGAGGAAGAGGAGGAGGAGGAGGAAGAAGAGGAGGAAGAGGGGGGGAAACGGCAACCCGCUCGCAAAACCGAGCAGUACUUGGAAGCCCUGGAGGCUGUGCAGCUGGAACUGGAAGCUGUCAACCAGCAGGCCAACCGUGCCUUUGCCCAGCUCAAAGCCAAGUUCAGUCACAUGCGGCGGCCACAUCUGGAGCGACGCAACGUCAUCAUCCAAAACAUCCCCGGUUUCUGGGUCACCGCUUUUCUCAACCAUCCUCAGCUUUCAGCCAUGAUCAAUGACCGGGAUGAAGACAUUUUGAGCUAUAUGACUAAUCUGCAGGUUGUGGAUUUCACCCAUGCAAAGUCAGGCUGCAAGAUCAAGUUCUACUUCAGCAGCAAUCCCUAUUUCCAGAAUGAGGUCAUUGUGAAGGAGUUCCAGUGUGGUUCCUCUGGGAGAUUAGUUUCUCAUUCUACACCAAUUCGCUGGUGGCGUGGCCAGGAUCCGCUAGCUCAUGGCCAGAAGAACUUUGAAAUGAGCCGCAGCUUCUUCAGUUGGUUCUGUGACCAUAGCUUUCCUGCAGGAGAUCGCAUUGCUGAGAUCAUCAAAGAAGACCUGUGGCCCAAUCCACUUCAGUACUACCUGAUGGGGGAAGGUGGUGAAAAUGGUGAAGAAGACAGUGAGACAGAAAAUGGUGAUGACUUUGUUGUGAUUGUGGAUGAUGAUGGCGAAGAUGAGGAAGAUGGGGUGGCAGAUGUCCAUGAGAUCAUAGAUGAAGAAGAGACUGGGCAAGGUGAAGUGGUAGAAGAGGUAUUAAGUGGCCAAGAAGAUGAUAUUGCUGGAUCCAAGUCCUCCCGAGAGGAGCCAGAUGGGAAGGAUUCUGAGGUGGAAGAAGAUGGCUAGAUUAGCUUCUAAAAGAACAGUGUAUCUGGUUGGACUUUACUGUGGGGACCUCAGUGGCACUUUGAUGCUGACCAAUUGCACUUGGACAUGGCAAAAGAUGGGGUGUAUCAGCAGCGGUCACAUAGAUUAUUUUGUAUCUUUAUUUAUUGUAUUGACUGCAUUCCUCUCUCUGCCCUUUUGGGGGCACUAUGUGCAAGCACCCUCUUAAUUGUUUGAUGCUUAGCAUCUUCUCCUACCUGCCUGUGUGGGGGCUGUACGCUUCUUUGCCCUGUCCCCUGGUGGCUACUCAGGGUCUUGUCUGCCCAGAGGCCUUUUUAAAACAGCUCAGGGUUUCCUUUUUCCAUUCAGCAUUAUUAAGCUGCUGGCUUUUCGCACCUUCCCUGAACUUCUGCUUAUAAGGAUUCUACUCCCCCUGUAUAUAUUUUAGCUUUAGUAUGCCUGCUAGUGGCCGACCAGUGCCUCAUGCCAUCAAAGCAUAAUCCCAGCCUUGCUUUUCCCACGUUGAGGAUCGGGCCUAACCAAUUGGGACUCGUCCAUUGCCAACGCAGGGCUCUGCCAUUCAAACAGACUUUGUAAUAGCUCCUGUUAAUCUAAAUGGCAACCUUGCACCCAUUGGCUUAGCUGAAGCAAUAAUAGCUCUCUGGUUGCGCACAGUAUUUUCCUUGGGGUGGUUAAUGCAAGGAAAAGGGCUGUGAUGAUGGCUUAUUCUUGUGUUCGAUACGUUCUCCAGUGCUCCAGUACAUGAAAGUAAUGGCAAGAUGUUUCUAGCAACAACGUGUAUAUGUGUUAUAUUUACAUACCAUGCAUUGGGGUUGUGAUUAAUUUUUGAUAUUGCUAAUUUUUUGUUAGGUUCCUAACACGUUCCAAGAAAAUAAUCUCAUUUCUCAGAAAAAAUUAGCAAUAUCAAAAAUUAAUCCCAACCCCAAUAAGAUCCAUCAGCUGAUGCAACAUGAACUUUUAACCCUUCAUCUUAAAAAAUUUUGCUGUCUAAAUUCAUCAGGGUUGACUUCUCAUCUUGUUGAUGUUCUUUACCACAUCCCUGUCUUUGUACAGCUUCAUAAAAGGAUGCAUGAAUUAUAUUUAGGUGAAUCUUCAACUUUAUCACACCCACUUCCAGAAUCAGUGAAAGGAAGAACUAUUCUGUCCAGCACAUUUUCUUCUGGACUUAAGGCAGAAGCGUUAGAUGAUCCAAUAGUGCUAUAUAUUUGGGUCCUGGAAGACAGCAGUAACUCCUCUUCUUGGUUUACAUCAUGAAAUACAGAGAGGACCAUUUCCUUCAUCCUUGAAGAACUUGGAAGAUGAUAACUCGAGCUUAGUAUUUUGGGGUCUGGUGUAUCAUUACAAUUUGGGGAGACAAAAUCUUGACUAGGUGAGGGUCCUGUUAUGCUUUCUGUGAAUUCCUCAACAGAAAACGUUGAAGAAACGGAAAACAUUUCUAAAUACUUCUUGGGUGAGUCUUCCUUAGAUGAACAAUCUAGAAUAGUAUGAGUAUUAAGAAGGGUCCGUUUAGGAUGGGGAUACUCAACUGGAAUUUUUCUAUGCUUUGGCAGAUAGCUUGGCAGCAUCUCCCUCUGAACAUUUGACUCUGGGAAUCUAAGGCCUAGACUUUCGCAAAGGGAGGUUUCAGAGAUAAAAACUUCAUCAGAAAGACAUUCUAGAGCAGAAAGACCAAGGUGAUCAGGAGGAAGGAGAGCCGUUCAUAUCAUUGCUUGGUGAGAGGGGAGCCAAACAAGAUAUCUCUCCUCCAUGUUGAUUCUUCGAAACCUGGGGAGUUUACAGCAAGACAAGGCCCUUGAUGAAAUUAGCAAUAUCAAAAAUCAAUCCCAACCCCAAUAAGAUCCAUCAGCUGAUGCAACAUGAACUUUUAACCCUUCAUCUUAAAUUUUUUGCUGCCUAAACUCAUCAGGGUUGACUUCCCAUCUUGUUGAUGUUCUUUACCACAUCCCUGUCUUUGUACAGCUUCAUAAAAAGAUGCAUGAAUUAUAUUUAGGUGAAUCUUCAACUUUGUCACACCCACUUCCAGAAUCAGUGAAAGAAAGAACUAUUCUGUCCAGCACAUUUUCUUCUGGACUUAAGGCAGAAGCGUUAGAUGAUCCAAUAGUGCUAUAUAUUUGGGUCCUGGAAGACAGCAGUAACUCCUCUUCUUGGUUUACAUCAUGAAAUACAGAGAGGACCAUUUCCUUCAUCCUUGAAGAACUUGGAAGAUGAUAACUCGAGCUUAGUAUUUUGGGGUCUGGUGUAUCAUUACAAUUUGGGGAGACAAAAUCUUGACUAGGUGAGGGUCCUGUUAUGCUUUCUGUGAAUUCCUCAACAGAAAACGUUGAAGAAACGGAAAACAUUUCUAAAUACUUCUUGGGUGAGUCUUCCUUAGAUGAACAAUCUAGAAUAGUAUGAGUAUUAAGAAGGGUCCGUUUAGGAUGGGGAUACUCAACUGGAAUUUUUCUAUGCUUUGGCAGAUAGCUUGGCAGCAUCUCCCUCUGAACAUUUGACUCUGGGAAUCUAAGGCCUAGACUUUCGCAAAGGGAGGUUUCAGAGAUAAAAACUUCAUCAGAAAGACAUUCUAGAGUAGAAAGACCAAGGUGAUCAGGAGGAAGGAGAGCCGUUCAUAUCAUUGCUUGGUGAGAGGGGAGCCAAACAAGAUAUCUCUCCUCCAUGUUGAUUCUUCGAAACCUGGGGAGUUUACAGCAAGACAAGGCCCUUGAUGAAGGUCUUACAGCUACAUCGAAUAGGUGUGAUAGAAAUCUCUUCUUUCUUCAAAGGAAGGUUGGUAGGGGUCAAAAUCUCUUUUCCAAAAACAGAAGCCUGCUGAUGGAACAAGGAAUUCAACCAGCACAGCAACAAGCUCUAGCAGAGAGUGUCGGCCUGAGUUGUUCCUUGACAAUAGGGGUUGAAUAGCAGAUUGGAAUGGGAGUUGUUAUUGCAUUCUGAGGUGACUUUUUAAGUCUCAGCUGGGAAGAAGUAUUGUUGGAGCUGUGAGCUGCUUUCCAGGGCUGUGCGACACCUGAUUUGGGAGUUUUUGAAGGGUCAGAUUUGGUUGGAGCCUCCUGGCCCAUCUGAGGGUUUUUCUUACCAUGUGGCUCAUCUUGCUGGCAAACAGUACAGAGCAAAAUAUUGUUCUAUUUUUUCUUCCUCUGGCUAGCAUGAAAUUUUCUUUUACCCGUGUAUAUGUGAUUUUAUGCUCCUGUGUUCUUUAUGUAUAACUGCAGACAAUUUUCUAGCAAUGUUUCCUAAAGCAUCAUACCCAGUUGGAUUUGCCCAUUCCCUAUACCCCACAGAGGCUGUUCUAUGCAAUGCUACUGAUAUUUGUAGAAAGGCAACCAUUUUCCUUGGCUGAUUAUUUUGUAUAUUUCGUAUCAGGACUUUGUACUUUUUUUAUUAUAAAAAAAGCACUUAAUGUACAAAGCGCUUUCCAACUUGG
Messenger RNA from Thamnophis elegans (Western terrestrial garter snake), 5175 nucleotides. It is a transcript of the gene TSPYL2, whose product is annotated as TSPY like 2. The coding region runs from base 336 to 1757 and encodes 473 amino acids. Lineage: Eukaryota; Metazoa; Chordata; Lepidosauria; Squamata; Natricidae. The record is from RefSeq and is a predicted model, not a curated record. Gene Ontology annotation, molecular function: histone binding; chromatin binding. Gene Ontology annotation, cellular component: chromatin; nucleus. Gene Ontology annotation, biological process: nucleosome assembly. The transcript is spliced from 8 exons.